AAAAUGCUCCCUCCUCUUUGCCUGCUGUGAGAUCGUAGCUAGCAGCAGUAGCAGCAGCUAGCCGGUAGCCGCCACUCUGCUUUUUACAUCCACAAGACUGACAGAGGGCAACGUCGUGAUGGAAAUUGACUCGCUUCAAGAGGCGCUCAGAGAUUUUGAUAAGCAAGCAAAGACGGAGGCAUCUCCUCUUCUGGAACAGUUUCUAUGUCAUAUUGCCAAGACUGGAGAGACCAUGGUUCAGUGGUCUCAGUUUAAGAACUACUUCCUGUUUAAAUUGGAGAAGGUGAUGGAUGACUUCAGAGCCUCAGCACCUGAGCAAAGAGGUGCUGCUAAUCCCAACGUGGAGUCAAUUCCAUUUGAAGAUAUGAAGGAGAGAAUUCUGAAGAUUGUGAAUGGAUACAAUGGAAUUCCAUUUACGAUCCAGCGCUUGUGCGAGCUGCUCACAGAACCCAAGAGGAACUACACAGGAACAGAUAAGUUUCUUCGGGGGGUGGAGAAGAAUGUAAUGGUGGUCAGCUGUGUUCACCCAACCUCAGAGAAAAAUGGAUGCAGUGCUGUCAACAGAAUGAAUGGAGUGAUGCUUCCUGGGAACACAUCUGCUUUUACAGAGAGGAAAGUGAACGGUCCUGGUACUCCCCGGCCGCUGAACCGACCGAAGGUGUCUCUGGCCAACUCCCCAGCAGCCAACGGCCUGCCAGACAGCACAGACGACAAAGACCUCAACACAGAGCAAGAAGACGACAAGGACUCCAGUGAGGUUUCAGCGUCGGGAGCUUCUCUGGGGAGCUCAGUGAAGAACAAACACCCAGAAGACGCAGAAGAGGACAUGGAAGCCGAGCAGCAGGAAGUGAAGCGACUUAAGUUCAGCAAGGACGAGGACGAAGAAGAUGAUGAGGAGGAUGAAGAGGAAGAGCAGGAGGCGGACACUAUGAGGCCUUUACAUGCCACCUGCCUCUCAAAAGAGGCAGAAGCCAUGGUCCAGGAGGAAGAGGAAGAGGAGAAGGUCGGGUACAGCAAGGAGAACGAAGCCUCCAGCAGUGCUGCUGCUGCUGAGGACCAAGAACCCACGAGCAGCACGCAGGCCGAGGUGUGCACGGGCUCAGGUCCAGAGGCCGAGCAGGCUGAGCGGGAGGUGCCCUGCGGCUCCCAGGAGGAGGGCAGUGACAUGGAUCAAUCGGAGCAGCAGGCGCCCGCAGGCGUCCUGGAGAGCCCCGAGACCAGCAGGGACAGCGAGGAGAGCAACAGUGACCCAGUCAGCAGCAGUAGCAGUAGCAGCGGUAGCAGCUGUAGCAUAGAGGAGAGUGCUGACGCGGCCAGAGAAGACGUAGCGCUCGCUCCCUCCAGCAGUACAACCGAACCUCCUACAGAGGGCGACAUGGAAAGCGCCAUCUUGAACACUGGGUCCACCGAGGAGCCCAUGGAGCAGGACUAGAUUGAAGGCCCCCCUGCAGCCAUGUGUGACCAUAAACCAGCUUAUCCUUGAAUCCAGCUUGACUGUCACUGGGAAUGAAGAGAACUGCACCUCGUACACAAGACGAACCCUCGUCCCGCUUUUGGACACUCCUCCAAAAUGGCUACCUGGCAUUGAUGUGGGCUUAUACAUUUUCAUUUGACGAUUUCUUUUUUUUUCUUCUUCUUUUCUUUUUUAAACUGGAAUAUUUUAUUGAGCUUCUUAUCCUCUUGUUUUUAAUUUUCCCAUGAAAGAGGUUGGUUUCAGCAGCCUUGAGUUUCUUAGCUGGAUUCUUUUAUUUUUCUUCUUCUUUGGUGUUCAACGGGCAUGUUGGAUGCUGGGGUGGUCUGGUUCUUUUCUUAUACCACUCACUCCAGCCUCGUGGACAUUGUGACGGGAUUGGUAGUCUGUUUUGUACCCUUAAAGCCCAGUGUACCACACCACCAGGGUCAGAACAGAGCCAUACCAGCCCCUGUUUACUUAUGACGUUGUUUUUCAGGAUAUGAGCUACCACCACCAUUUAUGUAAAACAUAUUCUAUUAGUCAAGCAAUGACCUGAAGGGAACAGCCCACCACCACUAUAUUGUUACUCCACCAAGUUCCACCAGGCUGUUGAGAACAUGCAUUGUUUUAAAAUGUAUUUCUCCAUCCUUAUGAGAUGGUAGACAUUUUUCUUUUUUUUUCUUCCAUUGUGUCCUUAUAUUAUUUUAACCAUAUUUUUGCAAUGAUACACUACCAAUCCCACUAACAGUACAAUGACAUUCUACCUUGUUGAGGUGUCUUCUGUAAAAUUAUAUAUUUUGGAUUCAUAAAACCACCAUAAUUUAUAUGAUCAUUUCAAUUCAGUUAGUUAUUUUGGAGUAUGUUUUUGUUUUGUCUGCCAGUUGUAAAACCAGCUGUAAGUACAAAGAUGACUUCUGCUUUCUUUGUAUCGUGAUGUCACCAUGUUGUUUUACCGACCGAUAUCCAGAGCAGUUUCUGGUUCCAGUUCUACACCUGUUUCUGCAGCUGUACUUUUUGAUAUUUAGAAUUUUAAAUUUCUGUAAAGUAGAUUUUUGUAGAUUGUAAUACAGUAUGUGUUCACUGCCUUUGUGAAACCAUAUAUAAUUGUAUAAUUUCUGUGUAUACUCUGAAUGCUUUUGCUUUCAGUGCGGUAUUCAGAAACAGCAAUAAAUGUUAACAUUUUUA
Perca fluviatilis (European perch) is the source of this 2638-nucleotide messenger RNA. RefSeq names its product protein phosphatase 4, regulatory subunit 2b (gene ppp4r2b). Gene Ontology annotation, cellular component: protein phosphatase 4 complex; cytoplasm; nucleus. Gene Ontology annotation, molecular function: protein phosphatase regulator activity. NCBI's taxonomy places the organism in Eukaryota, Metazoa, Chordata, Actinopteri, Perciformes, Percidae. The record is from RefSeq and is a predicted model, not a curated record. The transcript has 9 exons. Gene Ontology annotation, biological process: protein dephosphorylation. Bases 119 to 1432 code for a protein of 437 amino acids.